Cuculus canorus (common cuckoo) is the source of this 18038-nucleotide messenger RNA. RefSeq names its product serine/threonine kinase 31 (gene STK31). Gene Ontology annotation, biological process: protein phosphorylation; spermatogenesis. The record is from RefSeq and is a predicted model, not a curated record. NCBI's taxonomy places the organism in Eukaryota, Metazoa, Chordata, Aves, Cuculiformes, Cuculidae. Gene Ontology annotation, molecular function: ATP binding; protein kinase activity. Bases 147 to 3188 code for a protein of 1013 amino acids. The transcript has 23 exons.
CUUGCGGCUUUCCCUAAGGGAAUGCGUGCCUCUCCAUUGUUGGGGAGAAAAGGCGAGGAGAAGCGUGGGAGCAAGGCCAGGAGCCUGCUGAGAUUGAGCCCUUGAAGUGCUGAGAGCUGGGAGGAGUGGCACCUGUGGGUCCCCACAUGCUGGCCUCGAGAAUGAUGCCCGCAUCCCCUUCUUCACUGCAGGUACCUUGCAGUGUCCCAGGAUCCGCUGUCAUGGAUGGAGACAUGAAGUACGGCAAAGUUGAAGAAGUUGUGUGCAGCCAUGUGGAGGAUGCUGUGACCUUUUGGGCGCAGAAUGUCAGUAGAUGUAAUGAACUCUUGGAAUUAAGUUGUGUGCUGGCAGAAACUUGUCCUAGGGCUAAUGCAAUUCUUGGCAAACCUGAUUUUAGUAAGAUUUAUGGUGGGUGUUUUUCUGAAGAUGCGUGUUGGUACAGAUGCGUGGUGCAGCAAGUGAUCAACAAUGAAAAGUGUCAAGUGUUGUACAUUGACUAUGGAAAUUCUGAGGUUCUGAAUAGAUCAGACAUAGUUGAAAUCCCAUCCAGUUUGCAAUGUCCGAGUAUUGCCAAGAAGUACAGACUCUGGGGACUGCGGAUACCAGCUUGUCAAAACUUGAACAUGUUUGACCAGGGGAGGAAGUUCCUGAGCAGCCUAGUUUUUGAAAAAGAAAUAAAAGUACAUUACAAAGCCAAGCACAAAGAUGGUACCAUUAUUGCCCAGGUGGAAUAUGAAAAAGUAGAUAUUGGAGAAGAGGUGGCCAAGGCAGGGUUUGCUGAAAAAUGCACAUCCUCAGGAAACACCAAAGAUGCAGAAGAGAAAAAAGUAGAUGGCAUGCAAAACCAACAUCAGAAGAUAAAGCUUUCAUUACCACUGUUGCUAAGCAGAUCUGGUUAUGUGAACUACAGUAUCCCAAAAGGGCUCUCUGACAGCGUAGCUGCCAGUGCAAGGGAUGAGAUUUCUACUGGAAAUCGUUUAUUUGCCUUGAAGGAAAAAGUGCUGGUUUCUACACCAGUGCCAGACAGCGGCCUCGCACAAAUAAAACCAGAUCAGAAUCCAUUUGAGCUUCUCAGAAGAGAGAAUGCAAAUCUCUUGCAGAGGCAGGAGGAAUUAGAAUUCAAGGUUCAGAAGCUGAAACGUGAACUUAAGAGAGAGAAGGAAACAUCCAGGAAAACUGCUAAAAGUUGUGAGGAAACCCUACGUACUUCUGUUGCAACGAAAAUGAGAAGUUUGGCUGCUAUGGUGAAGACACUGAAACAAGUUAGGCAAACAGAUAAGAGCGGUUGUUUUGGGGAGCAACUCUCACAAGCCAUAGAAGUAGUUACAGAAGGAUGUCUUACUGUUCCAUGUUCCUUGGAAAAAUUGCAGAAGAUUUGGACAGAGUAUGACUUGGCUCAAGAGAGGAUUUGGUUAUGCAGCAAUGUGGAUGAAAGGGAUGAAUUAAUUGCCAAAAGAGAUGAGAUACGGCAGAACUUGUGUUCAGCAGUUGAAGAAUUAAUUUUGGAAGUGGAUCAACUGCCCCUCUCUGAGCGCUCAAGAAAGUUGCAGGAACUGUCUGCUUCUCUGGAAAUGGUGUACAGUCAAGAUUCUGAAGCAGAUGACUCUGAGGAGGUAUUUCAACAGUUCUUUCAGGGGAAGAGUAUUAAAAUGAAGAAAUCAAAUUGCAUCAGAAAUCGUACAGAUACAGCUCUGCAAAUUCUUGCUGACUGGUUCAGUGGCGUUGUAAAGUGUUUUGACCUGAUGUCAGAAGCAUCUUUAGAUUUAGAGGAAGUGGUUGGCAAUAUAGAUGAAAUUCUUGAAAAGGCCAAGUUGGCUAUUUGUGAAGAACUGGAUGCUGUCUUAAGUGAGCCUGAUGAAGCAGUGAAGGGAAUAAUUAUGAGUGCUUACAAUAAAGUUAUACGUAACGUUCAUCAGGAGCAAAAUAUGAUCGCUGUCAUACAGAACAGAUACUUGGCCAGUGUUGAGUUCAAAAAAGAGGCUGAGGAAUGGAUGAAUAGAAGACCUGAUAUUAGCAACUUAUUAACAAUUAAGAAAACUGUGAGAAGCUUAAAGGGCCAGUUAAGGUGGAAGCUGGUUGCAAAGAACAACUUAGAGGAGUCUGAUGAUUACAGUGAGUUUGAAAUGACAGGAAUAAAAGAAGAAAUAGCUGAUCUAAGAAAUAGAAUUCUUCAGGAAGUAUCCAAAGAACAAGAAGAAUAUGAGAAGCUUACUUAUUUGGUACAGAAAUGGUUCCCUGAGUUGCCACUUCUUUAUCCAGAAGCAGGACUUUUAAGCUAUCUGAACUCUGGUGGACUUCUGACACACAGCCUGGAGCGAGGCCUUUUGGAUACUGAACCCAUGAAGGAGCUGAGCACAAAACGACCUUUAGUGUGUUCAGAAAUUCAGGGCAAGAAGGUUCUUCUAAAGGGAUACUUUGUAGAUGUAAGCUCAGAAGCGAAAGUAAUAGAAAGAGUUGCCCAGUAUCGUAGAGCUUGGAAUCGGCAGAAGGAGAAAUCUGGAUUAUUACAACUGUUGUUCCUUCUUUUCUGCAAGUCUGAUCCUUUGCUGUAUUUAAUGGUCCCAUACUACCCUGGAGCAAGUCUGGGAGAUUUACAGGCUAAUGCACCUUUAACUUUAGAAGAGGCAUUAAAAGUGAUGAAAGGAGUGGCCCAAGGUCUACAAACGUUGCAUGGAGCUGAUAUGGUACAUGGAUCUCUGCAUGGCAAUAAUGUUUUUGCUGUGAAUCGAAAACAAGGAAUUGUUGGAGACUUUGAUUUCACAAAAUCAGAGGAAGAACGUGCUGCUGCAAACACUAUGGUUGUCAGCACCCUGAGCUUAGUUUCUCCUGAAUUGAAGAUGGGACAGCCAGCUUCUCCGGCCUCUGACAUGUAUGCUUAUGGCUGCCUUCUCUUCUGGCUUUGCAUUCAAAACCAGGAGUUUGGCAUAAAAGAAGAUGGAACACCUGAGGUGGAUGGGGCUGUCAUGGAUGAUAAAGUUAAAUCUCUGCUCCUAAAAUUGUUCUGCUGUAACAGGCUGACAGCUGAGCAGGUGCUGAAGGACGAUUGCUUCCUCAAAGUUGAUGCAAUUCCAGUUUCACCACAACCAGGUGAACAGCAAGAGCCACAUGAAGAAAAUGAUUCUGAGAAUACAGAUGAAAAUAGAAAAAUGCGAAUAACUGAGGAGAAUGGAGCAAGCCCUACUCAAUAGAUGAGGAACUUUUCCAUCAGGUGUUUGAUGGAGACUUCUGGUUUUGUUUGGUUUUGCAAUCAUUAUCCUGAGAUGUAAUCCCCAAAUACAAAAGAUUUGUCAGGUGCAGUCAUGUUUUGUGAUUACACAAUCUUCACUGUGUUUCAGUUUUGAGUACAUUUUAUUCUAAAUAAGGGUUUGGGGGUGUAAGUGUGGUGUUACUGAUUCUGUUCUUAGUUCGUCAGCGUUUGUCUGUUAUGUAGGCUUUAAGUUUACUGAGGACAGUCUUGCUAGAUGCCAGAGAUCUUUAAGGUGAAGCUGUAGUAACUUGGUUUUGUAUCCCAUUUUCUAUCCCUCUUCUUGCCGUGUUUCCAGAUAACAUGUUCCUCUUCAAGAUGCUCUAGGGCAUUACCUUUUUGCUGGAGGCUUUUUGUAUUGCAUAGAUGAGUUGUUCCUACAGCAACAGCCUUCAAGAUUUUAAAAAAAACAAAAUAGUACUGCUUUCAAAACUGGUAAAAGAGAAGGAGAGCAGCCUGCCUCUUUCUGCAUUUGAAAAAAAGCAAUUGGCUUUCUAGAAAGCAGGCGUCCUUCUAGUUGCUUCUUCGCAGUGCUGCUGCCAACCAGAGUACCAUACACAUGCAUUUGCAAAAAGUACUGCUUAUUUGCUCUAAAUAAGUGUGUGUGUAUAUCCUUUGUUCUUACAUGUUGUUCCCAGUAGCUAUAAAGGUAAGAUAUUUAUGAGUGGUUUUUUUUGCCUGCAACACUUUGCUGUUAACGUUACUGUUGAAAGAGUUUUGUCAACUCUUUAUUUAUACAGGAAAUUGUUGCUUAUCAUUAUAAAAGCUUCCCUUCUCAGAGGCAAACAGGUCAAAAUGUGCAGAGCGGCUGUAGCAAUGUAUUUAGCCUCUGGGUGUUGCUAUUGGACAGUGCUGUUGGCAGGCGAGUAUUUUGUAGAGGAAUUACUGAAGCUGCGUGUUGUUGGAUGAAGAAUGUAAAAGUGCGGUAUGAAAUGGGCAAGAAGCAGCAUCAGGGGAAUUGGGGAGCCCUGAGGUACAGUAGUACAGCCCACAAUGGAUGGAAGAUAACACCCUGGCAGAUCCAUCUCUGAUAUUAACUUUGUUUUCCAUCCUUAAACGAAUUAGUACUUUAUAUGGACUAAUAUGGAAGAUGCUUCAUCCUUUUUUCAUUAAAUGAUAAUGAUUUUUAAAACUUCUGUAAUGUGUGUACAACCAAUGAUAGCAAAACCUUUGUUAAAAUAUUUCAUGUAGAAUUUUUGAUUGGUGUGAUAAAUAUGUUCAAUACAGAAAUCACACACAAAUAGUACCUUGUUUUUUGUCAAUGAAAAUAAAUAGUUUAGAUGUUUUCUGGGAUGCUUUCCAAACACUGAUUGUGAUCUUUCAUGGUUAGUAAAAGGCAGACUUCAGUUUAAUUAAUGUUAAUCACUGAGUAGAGGUCAGAAGCUUAACUUGAUGGUUUGUGUCAUGCUUUGUCAUGUAUACCAGAAUAAAUUUUUGCAGUUUUCCUGUUCCAGAGUCCAUGCAAUCUAAAGUGUACUACUUGAAUCCGCAAAUUGCUCACCUUCUUGAUUUUCUGAAACCAGAGUCUCUGUGCAUGCUUGAUAAAAAAAAAUGCAAUCUCUUCAAAAUCUCUUAAUUAGCCGUAAGUAAUAUGUUUUUUAACAUAUGGAACUUAGCACGUGAGAGAUUUCCCCCCCCCCCCCAAGAAGAACUUCAAUAAAACUUUUGAAACUUUUUGGUAUAGAAGAGUGUCAAGGUAUGAGGCAGCCUUUCUAUUUGAAUUAGAUGUUGAUUACAGUUUUGGUGUCACCAGUUCUGUUUGUUUCUACUUUGAACUUUUUUAUGGUCAUUUUGUAGCUCUGGAUUUCUUUUCAUUUCUUACUUGCUGGAGGACCUAAUACUUAAGCUAAAGCUGAAUGCUUAGCCAUGGUCAUGGACAGCCUGCUGUUUAGUUUGACACACACCUUUCUCAACUGCAUCUGUUCUGGCAAGAAGAUGGGUACUUGGAGGAUAGAGGAGGGAGGUUGAAAUUAUCCCUUAGGAAUGAUCUGUCUCCUUAUUCACUUGCUGCUGCUUCUGAGAAGCCCGAAUUGAGCUUGCCUUGCUCUUCUUGAUAUUGGUAUUCUGCAGUUUUGAGCAGUGUCCUUGUGCAGACCAGGUUGAUGGGGGACCUCCAGGGGCUGAGUGUUGCAUCACUGGGAACUCAGCAGUUCAGUUGUUGUCAUGGGCCUGACCCAUUGAUGUGUUAUGGCCUCUAAUGGCAAGCCUGCAGUUCCAGGUCUUGGUGCUGACAACUUCCUUUCAUGAUGACUGUUUGUUAAUUGUUCAGAUUAGUAUUCUCUCUACGCUCCGUGGCGUCCCUCAAUUGUGUGUUACUGUCGGUCUUGGCUUUUGCUCAGGACAUCAUACCUGUUGGCUACUACCACUGCCUUCUCAGCUGCAGGUCUGGUUGCAGAGUCACCUAAGAGGAAAUGCUUUCUCUGGGCACCUGCAAACAACCGCUUCCUGUGCCUAACGUAGCCUGCUGGCCUGGAACGAGGCUGAUUUUCUUCAGGAAGAGGAGUUUCUGCAGACUCAGAGAGCAUCAACAUUUCUUCAUGGUUGUGGUGGAGUGUUGGGAACUACUUUCUGAAUGCUGCACCUCCAGUUACUUCUGGAAACUCCUGCUGUUCUGUUCACUGCCUCUUAAUCUUCAUGCUCACCCUAACAUCCAUAAUAACAUUACUACCUCUUCUCAUGAACUUUGCUGCUCACUCUGUUAGUACUUAACACUUCUGCCUGUGUAGUUUAGAGAAGGAGGGGUGUUUUUGGUACUUCAAAAUAGCUGCUAGUACAGAGUCCAUCUUGGCAGCUCUUACUGGUAUAACAUUUUUUUUUCCUGAUGGUGGCUGCAAGUUUGUAGAGCUCGCAGGUUAAAUUAUAUUCCUUCACAGGCAACUGCCUCAAGGACUUCCCCUAAAUGGGCAAAGGUUUAUAAAUAUCUCAUAUGCUGUCACUUGAUUUCCCCAACUUAAAAGAAAUUGGUAUGAAUUCAUCCUGAUUUCAAAUCAGGAAUCUAGUACCUUGCAAGUUGAUGGCAUUCUAGACGAUGUGACACUUUUGAAACCCAGAUCUUCCUUCAUCUAAUUUAAAACGCUGGAGAUUUCUCUGUGUGUUCUGACAGGCACUAAGAUGAUGCACCGUACCACACUUCACUUGCAGCGCCUGCAACAGUUGUCUUGAAGCAUGCGUCUUUCACAGCAACCACUGUAGUUAGAUAGACUGAGAACCAUUGCCAAAUUGUCCUGUACUUUAGGGUUGUGGACAGAUCUGCUGUUGGGACAUGGAAUUCUGUUCUGUUAGUGCCAGCCUGCACUGUGUGUGCAGGAAGAUGGUCUUCUGUUUGAAUCGGGUUUUGGCAGCUUUAGAUUCAGGGGCUGUGGUACAUCGAGAUCACACCAUGUAGAAGCACCUUCAUAAGUUAAACCUAUUUGAAUUGGAAAGGUGUUUUAAUGUAUUUUAUUAUCCUUUUUGUCUGGCAUCUGUGUGUUACUGCAAGGUAUGUUACCAAUUAAGCGGGGAGAAACAAGAUUUUUCCCUGCUGUGAAGUUGUGAUUUUGGUUGCUCAGAGCCCCAUCCAACCUGACCGUGAAUGUUUUCAGGCACGGGGUAUCUACCACCUCUCUGGGCAACUGAUUCCAGUGUUUCACUCUCCUCAGUGUAAAAAAUGUCUUCCUUUUAUCUAGUCUGAAUCUACCCUCUUUCACUUUAAAACCAUUAUGUCUCCUCCUGUUGCUACAGGCACUGUAAAAAGUCUGUCCCCAUCUUUCUUACGCGCACCCCUGAAGUAUUGGAAGACUGCCAUAAGGUCUCCUUGGAGCCUUCUCUAGGCUAAACUACCCCAACUCUCUCAGCCUGUCCUCAUAUGGGAUGGACUUCAGACUCCGGAUCAUCUUUGUAGCCCUCUUCUGGACCCACUUGAGCAGGUCUGUGUCUUCCUUGUCCUGAGGACUCCAGAGCUGGAUGGAGUACUCUAGGUGGGAUAUCAUCAAAGCAGAGUAGAAGGGCAGAAUCGCCUCUCUUGACCUGAUGGCCAUGCUUCUCAUGCAGCCCAGAAUACAGUUGGCUACCUGGGCUGCGAGCGCACGUUGCCCUCUUCGUCCACCAGUACUCCCAAAUGCUUCUCCCCAGAGCUGCUCAACUCUCCCAACUGAGAUCCACACAAGAAACUUUUUGAUAGUGUUAACUUUUGUCAGGGGAGUUGAGGACAGGCAAACCUCUGACAGCUCUUGUAUGCCAUCUUUUCUUCACUGGUUUCACACAGAACAUAGCACAAGUUUUUUGACUGGUAUGGUCUGUGAACCUGUCCUCUGUAAAGGAAGAACGCAGUCAUUGCAUUACCUUCCCAGAGGCUCCUCCUCCUUCUAAUACUGGAGAACACCAAAGAACUGGGGUUUGUUUGGGCAGGCUCUGCCAUUUGUUACUGGUCACGCAGGAUGCUCAAGGAGCAGGAGAAAAUGUGUGUGACUUGCAGAUGCAGCUAAGGCAGCAGUUCCCAACACAUCACAUGAAUGAAAUAAACCGUUGAAUGACAGUAUGUUUACAUUUGUGGCCUUUUCCUACUACUCUUGAAAUAUUUUGUUAACCAGAGCUUGGCUGGGUGAUCCAAUUUGUAUUACCAAUUUGUAUUAUAGUGAUCUAUCUGCAAAGCUGUUAAAUUCUUGGGACAUCUUUUGCUAUCAGGGCCCCGUAGUUCAAUCAAUGACUAUUGACUAUGACUCAACAACCUUGAUAUUUCAGUACUUAAUUCCUUACAUUGUCUCUACAACCAUCUCUAUUGUAGAGGACAAGAAUGGUUUGGUGUCCGUGUUCUAUUGGAGACGUUUACUUCAUGGUGCUGUUUGUAAGGAGUGUGAAAGCUAAAGUGCAUAAACUGUCAGGCUGAUCUUUUGGGUCUGCUGUAGGAAUUUGUCGAGAGCAGCCUUUUUUUCCUCAAACUUAAUAAUAGGCUUCCAGCCGCAUCUGAACGUGUGCUGCAUCUUACCUCAGUGUUUUACUAGGGAAGCAGCUAGUCUUUAAAGGUAGGCUCAAAAACCUCACUCUUAUUUAUAGUUACCUGCUCCCACUGCUGGAGACAGAAAUGAUGUGGGGAAUUCAGGGAGAUACCGGAUACCAAUGAUUUAUUAUUUGAACACCACUUUUUCCUUCCUGGGAGUUUCCAUUUCAGUGAAAGUCUCUCUAAAAAAAGGGUUUUGAUGGGAAGCUUAAGAAACGUGUACUGAGACUUGUUCUAAGCAGGAUUUCAAGUAUACUUGACAGUGUCUGUGCAUGCCACCCCUAUGCUAUUUCAAAGCAUAGGUGGCAGUAUUAUUUCCUGCUGGAAUUAACUCUGUGAGUAGUUAACUGCUUUCAUCCUUUGCAAGGACACAGUGGCAAAAGGAAACAGACUGUUAGUGCUGUUAGAUGGGACAAAAUCCUGAACUUGGUUUCUUGAAAACAUAAAACAUUUUCUAGUCAGAGUGUACUGACAGACCAGCACGUUGUGUUAAUAUCUUACUACUAUGCCUCAGGGCAUUUAGAAAGUUAAUUUUUUGACAUUUUUAUUUUCUUUUUGGCUCAACAUCACGAUUCAUUUUUUAUGUUUUAGAAGUUCCAUUUAUGACUGUCAUUAAUUGAUCAUAACUACAAAUUGUACUAGCUGCAAAGAAACACAUAAAAGAAAUGCAAGUCGUAUAAUUUGGAACGUGGUAAUCUUAGUAGCCUGAGUCAUGAAUGUCAUCAUCCACUGCAGUUAGUAUCAUUUUAUGAUUCAUAAGUCUAUUCGUUUCUUUUUAUAGUGUGUCAUCAGAUAAAUAGCUCAACAGUAAGGUGGCAGAAUUGUCUUGUCUCAGCCCAGUCGUAGGAGAGAACACAGGUUUGAUUGUUCCUACAUACACAUAGUAAAUCUGUCCCUCUUGACCUCUUAAAUCUGCAAAACGCUUUCCCAUGCUUCAGUGGAGCACUUGCUGAUUAAGCCAUUCAGAUUAGCAAGUGACCGCUACCUCAACCUAAAUUUUAUAUUUUGUUCUAAUUGUUUUGAAAUGCAUUUGUUCAUUUGCUGAAGGUGACCUACCACAAUAGAUCAGUGCACAGACAUUUACAAAGCGAUCCUAGGCUGACUUAAACUGGAAGCAGUCAGCAUUUGCUGAAUGUUAAGUCAGUGCUAGCAGAGAAGUACUGUCAAGCCCUUCAGUGGUUGAUGUCUGUAAUUUAAUUAGAGAAAACAUAAUCUUUUCAUUACUCUCUGUGGGUUCACUUUCAUUUUAAAAUCCUCAAGUGAUGUGAUUUGUUUUGGAAGGUCCCCUCCUUUUAGGUGCCAUGUCAGCAUUUUGAGGUUUUAAGCUUUACAGAAGGGAUCAGCCUUUACAUAGACAGACAGGUAGAGAAGCAAUACUAAAUCAGAACUUGCAUUACUCAGGAGAAUUAAUUUGCUCUAGUAAUGGUUAUUGCUUUUUCAGGAACUGUGUGGUGGGGAGAAACAAGUUAUGGGCAUACAAAUACUGGCAUCUUUGUCAUGAAUGGCUAUAGGUACAAAAUCAGUACCCUCAGUCCUUGUUAAGCUUCUGAGCUUAUGCUAAGGUAAAUGUCAUGUAUGUUUAAAGUGCUGGGGUAUUGGCUCUGGGCACAGGCUUGGCAAGAUAACAAUAGAAUCAGAGUGUGCCACUAAGAGGUGUCGCUUUUCAAUGAAACGAAUCUUGUUUUUAUAAAAUGCUUGCAGGCUUCCCUUCUGUUCCACGUCUGUGCAGUUCAGGACGGAUGAAACUAUCCUGCGCAGGCAUGCAUAGCUGUGUGCAUUGUGGUGUUUGUGUUUAGAUUCCUCCAGGACUGCUGCUUCCCAGUUUUCAUUUCUUUUACUCGUGUCUCUUUACUGAGGCGCUCUGUGAAUAAGUGGUUCAACUGUGCCGUUAUAAGAGCUAUGUUAGUUUUGAAAUGAUGUGUGAAUUGUCAGCUACUGUUUAAGAACUCUGCUUUUUCCAUUGUUAUGAUAAAUCCUAAUAUGGUAACUUGCUUUCAUUGGCAUAAACUGCUAUGCAAGAUUGGGUCACUUCUAAAGAAUAUGCAAAAUCAUGUCUUUUGACUACACACUUUAGAGUAAACCAACUGUAGAAGACAGGAUUUUUUGAGACUUAUAACAUCUCCAGUGACCCCAGUGCUACUAUCUAUCUUUUCACUAAAAUAAUGGCAAUACCCUUUUUCUUGGCCGAGUACUUUCUCCAGACUUCGACAUCAAGCAUCAAGGAAGACCAAAAAAUCAACAGAGACAGUUUAGGGAGGAGUAUGAGGAAGUCAGACGUCUACAAACUAGGAUUUGUGAGCUAGAAAGGACUUGGGUAAAGAAAGGGUGAAGUUUAAGUCUUCAAACAGGUAAAAGCAUAGAACAGACAUGAACAAAAUGCUCUUAUUACUUGAUCUGUCCUUUUGGGAUUAAUGGGCUGAUUUUUUACUGCAAAGGCAGGUAAGAAGGGAAAGAAACAUUCUAAUUCAGCAUAGUUAAGCACUGGAAUGUAUGGCUUAGGGAGGCUUGAAGCCUCGGGUACAGUGAUGAUAUAGGGCAACUGACUGGCAGGAAUGGCACAGGUAUGUAUAACCACUAUGGGGUGGAAGAUGGGCUGGAUAACUCUUUAUCUUUUCUGUUAUAGUCAGAUCUGUGUUUUGUAAUUAUUUUUUUUAAUGUAUCAUUUUGCAUUAAGCUGUCAUUACUAAGUAGAUUGGUUUCAUCAAGGAAAAAUGUGUGUACUCGAGUACCCAGGUUUGGGUAAAUUGAAAGGUAGAAACCUGAGUCAGAAUCUCUCUUUUGCAGAUGGUAGGGAAAGGAGACUUUCGUUAACUGCAUGCAAUUAAGUUGUGUCUGCAGUUCCAGCCCUAGGAAGCUUAAAAAGUGGCUGGCCUUUUCUCUUUAUUGCAAGCUACGCACCACUUGCUCUCUACCAAAGGCAACUUGACAUUUGCAGAGACCUGCAGCACUCGAAGUAAUAAGUUCUGCCUGCAAGGAUGACUUCGGCAAAGGCUUUAUCAAUUGUAAAGUCUUGUUCAGUACAUCUCUAAAUUGUUUUUAAAGCAAUUUAACUGAUUUUAUACAGAAGCCUGUUGUCCUCAGCUAAUUGUCAAGUGCUUUGCUGCAAGCAGUAACUGUCUUCUGUGGCCAGAAUGUAUGGGUAUAUGAUUAGUAAGACAGUGAUCCAUGUUUGCAUACAAGACUGAAAACACCCAUGGAUAUCUCAUCCUGUUGGGAAACAUUCUAUUUAGAGUAUACUGCCUAUAUGUCUAAUCUGCCAUGGGGGAGGAAUUGCCAGAUAACACGCUGCCUGCUGGUAAAUUGUCAUCAGGCUGGGCCAGGAAACUGCAUUUCCAUCAGCAUUCAUAUGGGAUCCCCCAGCCUCCCAGAAAAUCUACUGCAGAGUGGGACUGACUUUAUCCCUUGAGAGAUGUUGCCAAAAUUGUAUCCACUGUUUUUAUGCCUUUUUUUUUUUUUUUUUUACAGGUGGUACCUUGUGAUGGACCUGUUUCUGUCCAGGUUGUCAUCUGCUGCUGGUUCCCCAUAUCCUGGGCUUGUUUGACAUAUCUGCAGCAGAGGUAGUUACAAUGAUCUAGUCACAGUUGCCUUCAGGCGGAGGAAUAAGGAGCAGAAGGAGAUGAACUUCUGAGAAAUACACCUCCUGCUUUUGUUCAGCUGUCUCUGGUAGGAGUGGAAUUAAAAAACAAUAAUACACAGAGUAUGAUACAAACAGAUGUGUCUUUUAAAGGAAGCAAAGUACCAAGUAUUCCAGAAGAGAUUCAGUUUGAAGAAUGUUUUAGACCAUUAGCUGAUACAAAAUUUUUGCUAUUAGCCUCUUUCUCAGGAAGCCUGAAAAUCGAAGGUCAGGUUAGAAUCCUGGACCAGGAGAAGGUAAAGAAACCCGUUGCACUCUGCACUGAUUAAAUUGGGUAAAUAGAAGCUGAGGUGUCCCUUCUCUGACAGUCCUCUUGUUGAUACAGCCUUGCAAUGAGCAUUAUUCUAUUCACUGCAUCUAUGAAAUUAGGGUAGUGUUUAUCUUGGAGGGGUUUUCAGUCAUCUGAAGUGACCCUAGAAAUCAUUCUGAGCUUAGUUGGAGUAUGUGCUGCUUCAGCCCACCACAGGCAGUGAGCUCAAGGUAUAGACUAAUCCCACAUCUCCCAGCAGUCUGAGUGCAGUGUUCUCCCACCUCAUCAGUAAGAUUUUUACAUAAAGAAUCAUGGAAUCACAGACUGACCUGAGUUGGAAGGGACCCACAAGGAUCAUUGAGUCCAACUCCUAUCCCUGCAUAGGACAACCCCAACAUUCACACCAUGUGUCUGAUGGUGUUGUCCAAAUGCUUCUUGAAUAUUAUCAGGCUUGGAGCCUCAUGCUUCCCUAGGGAGCCUGUUCCCACCUUCUACCACUCUCUGAGUGAGGAAAAUUUUCCUAAUAUCCAACCCAAACCGCCCCUGGCACAUCUUCCUGCCAUUCCCUCGGGUCCCAUCAUUGGCCAACAUAAAGAAGAUAUCAGUGCCUGCUCUUCCUUCUUUCCUUGUGAGGGAACAGGAGACUGCUAUGAGGUCCUCCCUCAGUGUCCUUCAGGCUGAAAAGACCAAGUGACUUCAGCUGCUCCUCACAUGGUUUCCUCUCUAGACUCUUCAGCAACUUAAUCACCCUCCUCUGGACACUGAAAGCGCUUAAGCCUGUGUUUAAGUGCUUUGUUGAGUGGAGGUAGAUUGAAGCAGCUCUCUUUAGUAGUUUGGUGAACUUGGACACUAUUUCCCCUGCUGCGUGCUCAAAGCUUUGUGAUGAGGAGGCAUAAUGCCUAUCUAGCUUCUGUUCUGCUUUUUAAAUCAACGUGUUGACCUUGGACAAGUAUGUUUGAUUGAGGAUAAAGGUGUUGGGAGUGCUUUGAUUUCUGCACAGGAAUGGUACAUGUGUUGUUUUGCUGACCCAGAGUGGAACAGCGUGGAUGAAAGCAUGUGUGUUUUCUUUUAGGCUACAGCAUUAACGCCCAGCACCUGCAGUAAUUCCUAAAUUAUAUAUGCACAAGAAAGACUUUGUAACUUCCUGGAAAAUGUGAAAAUAAAUUUCUCCUGAAUAUAUAGGAAAGAUGUAGGUCUUUUAUAGACAUAUCUAGGUAAUAGCUGGGUGAUAUAUUAUAUGAAUUUGAUGGCCUUUUUCUUAAUUAUCCAGUGUUUCCUGGUGGGAAAUAGUAUUCUUAUGAAGAAAUAGUAUGCUUAUAUUAUUUCUUCCUGAAAUAGUAUUCUUAUGAAGUUUCUUGUAGCCUUUAAAAAUGAUUAAGUGAAGUGGUGGUGGAAGUUUAUAAGCUGCUAGUGGAAAACAGGAAGAAAAGUAUGUGUUUGCAGUGGGAAGCAGCGGGCAUCGUGUUUAGGGCUGAAAAUCUCCUUCUCUACAGUUACUACUAAUUGUUACCAUGUGGUAUGUGUUGACAUAGGACAGCCUUCAUCAGUCAUGGAGAGGAGUCUGCAUUUAUUCACAUGCUGUGAAUAAAGAUCUUUUAUGAUAAGUCAAGUGUUUGAAAAAACAUAUGUAAAAUCAAAGGGAUAAAGAAAACAUGGAACUACUGUUCAGUUUGGGGCAGAUUUCUGAGAGUUUGCUCUUUGUGAAAGUAGAGCUUAAUGGGCCACUGACACAAACCUAUUUUGGCUAAGUUUCAGUGUCCUUUUCUAAUGAAGCUAAUGGAUCAAUCUACAUUAACUGCGCUGUUUCUUCCCUUCCAAGGAACAUCCUGCCUUGUGCAGGAGCAGGGUGGAAAAGUUGUUCCACUUUCACUAAAGUAAUGACUGAUCUCAGUCUGACUUUCAGUCUGCAAUUUAUGCAUAUUGCCUUGCUUAAUCUUGUCUUUGUCUGUACUGAACCCCUUGACCCCACUGCAGAUCUUUUGGGUAUUUAUCCUUUGAAUGCAACUUUACAGGGCUGCAUCACUUUGCAUGCUAGCUAGCGGCACAGAACGCUUCUCUGUUCAUGUUCAGGUGUCUACUAAAACCUUACUUUCUUUAACAGGUCACUUAAAGGAUGCAGAACAUUCUCAUCACAGCAUGAAUCCUUUACUUUGCCACCUGGAUCCAUCCAUGGUUCAACUGCAACAUUUGUCAAAGAUUCAAUUUCUCCAGAUGCUGAUGCCUUUAAAAUAUUUUCUGUAACAAGUGUGCAAAAUGCCUGUUGGAAACAGUACUUGCAGCUGUUCAUUAUCAUGCAGGAGGGGGGAGUUGCAUCUUUAUACUUUCUCAAAGUGUUUCUUUGUGAAAUAAGUGCAAUUUCUUGGGAGUGAUGAUUAAAAAACCAUGUGUGUGUGUGCACGUGUGCAUGCGUACUUGCGUUCACUUCUUUUUUGUGCUGUGCUGUGACUCAACUCAAUUACUCUUCUCCAGGAGUCAGUAAAUGUUAGGGCAAAGCCUGUUUGCAUCCAAGAUCAUUUUCUCCUCACUGUGCUGCUGACAAAGAUACAGAAAGGCACUCAAACAUAUCUAAUCUGAAAGCUGACAUUUUAAUUUAAUAUUCCCCAAGAUGAUGUGAACAACUCAGGGCAUGCCAAGGCAGACCUCACAACUGUCACAAGUGUGUGGGCAGACAGAUGAUGUACACAUGCUUUGAAAAGAAAAAAAAAUCUACUGAAAAAAAAAAGAGUUUGUGAUAAAUUGAUUUAGCCUGCAUAUCGGUUUAUGUACUUACUCGUCCUGACUUAGGCUCCACUUGCUUCUUUCAAUAUUAAGCUAGCUACAGACACUUGGAUCCAGCAUGUCACAGAAUCACAGAGUGGAUGGGGUUGGAAGGGGCCUCUGGAGGUUAUCCAGUCUGAACUCCUGCUUAAAGCAGGUUGCUCAGGACCAUGCCCAAUCGAGUGUUGAAACAGCAAAUCUCUCCAGGUAAUCUUCCAGUUUUUGUCUACCUUUACAAUAAAAAAAAAAAAAAAAAUUUUUUUCUUAAGUUUAAAUGGAAUUUCCUGUAUUUCAGUUUGUUCCCAUUGUUUCUUGUCCUUCCAUUGGACACCAUUAAGAAAAGUGUGGUUCGAUCUUCUUUACACGCUUACAUCAGGUAUUUAUACACUUCAGGAAGGUCACCCUUAAACCUUCUGGUCUUCAGGCUGAAUUCUCGGCCUCUUCUUGCAUGGCAAAUGCUCUAAUCCAUGCAGCUAUCUUCAUGACUUUUUGCUCCACUCUCUCCAGUAUGUCCAUGUUCCAUUUGUACUGGGGAGCCCAGAAUUGGACCCAGUGCUCCAGAUGACUCAGUGGUGCUGUAGAGGGGAAGGAUUAUCUCCCUUGGCAAUGGUCUUUCAGCUGGCACAGAAAAAUCCCCCUUCCCCUGCCCAGUAAAGGGAGGGUCACUGACAAGAUGCCCAGGAAGAGGUGUUCGAAUGGAUGCGUAAGUAUAUCGCACGUGGUGUAAUUUUGGUACUUGCAGGCUGUGGCAGUGUCACAGAAUCACACAGAAUCACAGAAUCACCAGGUUGGAAAGGACCCACUGGAUCAUUGAGUCCAACCAUUCCUAACUCUCCCUAAACCAUGUCUCUAACACUUCAUCCACCCGUUCCUUAAACACUUCCAGGGAAGGCGACUCGACCACCUCCCUGGGCAGCCUGUUCCAGUGCCCAAUGACUCUUUCUGUGAAGAAUUUUUUUCUGAUAUCCAACCUGAACCUCCCCUGGUGGAGCUUCAGGCCAUUCCCUCUUGUCCUGUCCCCUGUCACUUGGGAGAAGAGGCCAGCUCCCUCCUCUCCACAACCUCCUUUCUGGUAGUUGUAGAGAGUAAUAAGGUCUGCCCUCAGCCUCCUCUUCUCCAGGCUAAACAACCCCAGCUCUCUCAGCCGCUCCUCGUAAGACUUGUUCUCCAGCCCCCUCACCAGCUUCGUUGCUCUUCUCUGGACACACUCCAGAGCCUCAACGUCCUUCUUGUGGUGAGGGGUCCAGAACUGAAUACAGUAUUCGAGGUGCGGUCUCACCAGUGCUGAGUACAGAGGGAGAAUAACCUCCCUGGACCUGCUGGUGACCCCAUUUCUGAUACAAGCCAAGAUGCCAUUGGCCUUCUUGGCCACCUGGGCACACUGCUGGCUCAUGUUCAGUCGGCUGUCAAGUAGGAGUCCGAAAAUACAUGAUGUAAUUAAACUGAAAGGAAACUUUUGUCACUUGAGUGAUGUCUGGACAGUGGUGUGGGCAUUUCAGUGGGAGGUCUUGGUGCUGGAUUUAUAGUAACAUUCUUCAGUGAUAUCCCUAAGAAAUUAGACUGAUGGCCAAUCUGAGCAGCAGGUACAGAGAAUGGACUCAAUGCGUGUGUUUUAAGUCCAGUCUGGAGCUGUUGUUGCCAUAUACACAAUAAACCCCUCCAAUGAUGCUUCUUUAUUUUUUGGUCUGUCUUCUUCCUUUGCUUUUUGUUUAUUGCCUGUUUAUCUCACCCAUUUCAGAAAAAUCUGGGCGGAAGUUUUUCAUGUGUCAACUUCCUUCUGUGGCAGAACAAAGCCCAGAGCCCAAGAGGAGCCUCUGGAUGCUGCCUCGGUCUGGGCAGAACCUUACCUGCUGCACAGGUACUGAAAACCUCCGUGCAGUUGCAUCGGUAAGUGUAUGCUUGCCUGCUGGCUGGAGGAGGCUGUUUAUUCUCAGUGCAAUUCAGCAUGUCGCCUGUUUGCUUCAAGAACAGCAUUUGCUUUCAUGCUGAAUCCUACCAUGUGAGAGAAGUGGAAGUAAGUUUUUCAGCCUGUAUCAUUAACCUGAAACAAAGAUUUCUAAUAAACCAAGUAUCUCCAAAGGUGUAUAUCACUUAAUUCUCUUUACUAAUUUUUUUUUUAUGCAACUAGCAUGACAUGAUCUUGCUUUUGUUGGAUUUUUCUUUGAUUUUUUGAAUGUUUCAGCGCAGAGGUUUGUAGAGUAUCUUUUCUAUUUCUUACAGUACACACUCAAUGCAGUAUUUUUUCACUUCUUUAAGGUGCUGAUAUGCACCUUAAACCUCUAAACAGUAGUACUUUUCGUAUAAGGAGCAGAAAUAUUUGUACUGCUGUUUUCCUAAAAGAAUCUGUCUAUGACUCAUGCAUCUGUAUCUUCAAGCUGCUGUAGGCUCGCUAAUUGUCCUUAGUUAUGACACCAUCAGGCACGCACAGCUAAUCUCUGCAGAGGCACCAGCGCUGCUGACGCUGGAGAUGACUUGUUCUGUAUGGUGGCAGUGUAUUGCCACAGAACCUGCUGACUUAGAUACCAGAUGCUUUGCACCUCAUAGAGCAGAUGAUUGUUUCUGAAAUACUUUGAAAGCCAGCUGCUUUUGCCUAAGGGGCUGCUUUGAAGGCAUGUCUUGGUUCUGUACCAAACCAGCAGAAACAUGUUUGCUUCUAGUUGAGAAGUUCAAGUCUUGGGUGACAGUUCUUGGAUCUAGAGUCCUUGACUUGAAGGAAAGCAAACCCCCCACAAAGACAUAACUGCUUAUGGAGUGGGAAUCCUGUGGCAUCCUAAUGAAACUUACUUGAGUUGUGGUAACAGUAGGCACUUAAUUCCUGGUUUUCCUCUCACUGGGAGUUGUGUCUAAUUCUGUAUCUGUGUUCAGUUAUCUUUAGUAAAAGCCGAGAUUGGAUGGUAAAAAGUGUCUGCUUUUUACAGCUUCUGAGGUUCUAGCGCUGCAUCCAUUGAGUAUUCCCUUAGUUGUGCACCGAGACAGUGGAGCAGAUCCUGCUUACAUUUUCUGUAGUGUUUUUUUACAGCCAUCGGUUAAUGUUCUCAGAGGAAGAACUCCAGCCUUUCCACUCUUCCAGCCUGCACACAGCCCUGGUGCUUUCCUCUCUAGAAGGCUGGGAGUGCUUUUGCUAUCGAGGAUCUGAAAGCAAGAUUAAGGUACAAAACUGCCAUUUAGUAUUUGGGAG